Molecule: messenger RNA, 2598 nt
Organism: Copidosoma floridanum
Lineage: Eukaryota; Metazoa; Arthropoda; Insecta; Hymenoptera; Encyrtidae
Product: adenylate kinase isoenzyme 5
Biological process (GO): nucleobase-containing compound metabolic process
Molecular function (GO): ATP binding; nucleobase-containing compound kinase activity
Source: RefSeq, a predicted model, not a curated record
UUAUCCCUUUUAAUUUGUGUAUAAUAAUAAUAAUAUAUGUGUUUGACAAAUUUUCAUUUGCUUUGACCGUUAAGUUUGCACUGUCCGUGUGUAUAAGUACAUACACGAAGAUACAGUGAUGCUACGAGAAUAUGGAAAUCCGAGUAGGUAUUGUCAUACGAUAAAACUCUGAUAAAAAUUACCCAGAAAAAUUAUUGCGGUAAAUUACGGUACAAGUAAUGUAGUAAUCAAUAUGCGAGACUUUGGCAUGCUCAGCAGUAAAACGGUCACGGAGGUCCUCAUGCUUGAAAUGAAAAUGUCUCCAGAGGCCAAAACGUUCCUCGUGAGCGGCUACCCGAGGAACAUGCGCGACGUCGUCGAGUACUCCGAUAAGAUCCAAAUAAUGAACGGUGUGAUACUGGUGGCUUGGACGAAAACCGUGCUCGAGAAGCAAAUCGAGUACGGAGCGAAACUCGGCCACGUGAUCAUGGACCUGGCGAAAAUGGAGUUUGACAAUUUUUACAAGCACGUCAUGCCGGUCGCCGAGUACUUUGACCAGAGCGACAUGCUCCAAACAAUAGACGGCGAGCGCGACCCACCCGAGGUGUACGUGGACUUUCGGGAAGCGGUGAUGCGAACACUCGGCCUCCCGGACGACGACACCCACCUCAGGCAGAGCCAAGUCUCGAGCUCGAUGGAGGCCGAGGUGGAAGUGGAGCGCGACCAAGAAGGGGUCCGGGAGGCCAGUCCAGCCGGCCAAGUACCAUCCCCAGCCCCGAGCGAGGAGUCACUAGUGCCACCUGCCUCGCCGACCGAGCCAACUAUCGGUGAGAACGAAAUACUACCGGUCAAGCCAGAACCGGCGCGUAAGAGGCUACCGCCCAUUGUGUGGGUCCUCGGCGGUCCCGGGAGCGACAAGUCCGUGGUAUGCGGCCAAGCGAUGCGAAAAAUGCCGAACUGGGUCCACCUGAGCAUGAGCGGCCUACUGGCGAGCCACGCCACCGGCAACCGGAUGAUCGGCGAGGCCCUCGCCACCGGUGAAUUGGUCCCCACGGAGGUGGUCGAGCUCCUCGUCGAGAAGCAGAUACUCCUCAACCGCAACUCCAGCGGCAUCGUCAUCGACGGCUUUCCCCGGGACCAAACCCAGGCCCGCGACUUUGAGAACAAGUUUGGUCAGCGCCCGGAGCUGUUGUUGCUGGACGUGGCGUUGCAGCAGAGCCGGGGCAAGUCGUACGACAACGCGGAGGCGUUCAAGCGUCGGCUGAAGUUGUUCCGGGAGUUGUCGAUGCCGUUGCUCAAGAGCCUGGACGCCCAGGGUAGGCUGACCAUCUUGGAGGAGAACACACCGGCGGACCGGCAGCAGUUCGCCUCGGCGUUGCUCGAGCUGAUGAGGCGCGCGGCGCGUCACGAGGACGACCCCAACAGGAUCAGCGUGGUCGCCGCCGACGAGGAGAUCGGGGACAAGGCUCGGCAACCCAACGGCGUUGUCAAGCCCAUUGGCAACGGGGUGGGGCACAGGAACAAUGCCAACGAUACCCCUGACACUCUUGUCCUCGGCAACGGCGCGGCAGGUGGCCGCAGCAAAGCCCCGAUGAUGGCCAACGGCGGCGUCGUGAGAACGACGCGCAAAACCAACUUGGCGACGAGCAACCGGUCGUUGGGGCAAAACGGCCAGUCGAAGAAACCAGGGACAAAGACGACAAUCGGUUACAACGACAACGGGGUCGUAACGAGCCAACCGGGGCGAAAGCAGUACAACCACACCAACGGGGUCCACCUGAUGCAGAACGGGGUGCCCGCGCGUAUGGCCAACGGGUUCCUGCCCAAGUCGAACAACCGCGUGGCCCCGGGCAUGGCCCAACAGCAGCACAACGGCUGGUUGCCGAACGAUCCGCUUCUACGCGUGUACCCCGACAGGUACGACUUCCCGCCCACGAAUUUGCACAUGUAGCUGCUGGCUUUCGCUCGUGGGACGGACUUUUGUUGUCGCUCGCCCGAUGAUCGCCUGAUGGAACGUGCCCCGCAACUGUUCGAGCUGUUUCGCCUACUUUUCAACCGAAUCAAUGUUUGCCCACUGCAAACGAUCAGUAUUAGAUGAUAAAUUAACAUUUUUCCCCCUUUUUUUUUUUGUUUUUUUUUUUCCUCUUGGAGGGAGAGUACAUUUUAUUGUACUUUACGCAAGACGAAAAGAAAUAACGGGACACUGGUGUCGAAAGAAGAGAUUUCGAGGUGGAAAACGAAACUUUUUUUUUUUUUUUUUUUUAACAAUCGUUACCCAACGGACUGUUUAUCGUUUCAAUUGGAACGAACGAAUGGGUUGAUUGUACAUCCAUAUACGUUCUGUAAACACGAGUUGCAACUCACAAGUGUAUGGUUAAAGUUAAGGAAGAAGUGAAUUGUACAUAUAUACAUAUAUUACUUUUGUUGAUACGUGGAAACGUUGCGUAUACAUUGUACAAGGCCUCGUAUAUUUCGUUUGGAUGCAUACCUUGUAUUAAUAUUCAGGUAUAGUAGUUCCAUUUUUUUUAACAAAUUAUCGAGUAUUGUCAAAACACACCUUCGUCGUUUUAUAUUUUCAAGUGAAUGUGUAACAUUUGCACUUACUUACUCAAUGAAUAA